Molecule: messenger RNA, 3914 nt
Organism: Nilaparvata lugens (brown planthopper)
Lineage: Eukaryota; Metazoa; Arthropoda; Insecta; Hemiptera; Delphacidae
Product: Krueppel homolog 1
Source: RefSeq, a predicted model, not a curated record
UUUUCUGUUAGUUCUCAGUCGGCUUUCGUUCAGACGGUAGUUUUUGAGUGGUCGCUCACUCACUCACUUAGUUACCUAUCUAAUCGUGCAAGACGCACUCUGCAUCACCAUUCGUCUAUUUAUGUGUAAUAACCGGGUGUCAUGUCAGAGUUGUGGGACAAAUCUCAAAAAGACUGGAUUAAAAAUAUGUGGUUGAAUUACAAGCCUCAGAAUCAAAACAACAACGAGAGUUUGUGGAGUCGAGUGUCAGAGAUAGUGGGCAUGUUCAAUACGGAGGGAGGAGGAGGAGGUGCCGGAGAGGAGAGAAACGUGGCGGUGGGAACCGAAUUUUGUCAGAAGACAUUCUCGCAGAAGAAUACCUAUCAGAACCACUUGCGGUCUCACGGCAAGGAGGGCGAAGACCGUUACCAAUGCAACUACUGUGGCAAAACAUUCGCCGUGCCAGCCCGUCUCACGAGACACUACCGCACGCAUACGGGCGAAAAACCUUAUCAGUGCGAGUACUGCAAGAAAUCGUUUUCAGUGAAGGAAAAUCUGAGUGUGCAUCGGCGCAUUCACACGAAGGAGCGACCGUACAAGUGCGACAUCUGUGAGCGCGCGUUCGAACACAGCGGCAAGCUGCACCGGCACAUGCGCAUCCACACCGGCGAGCGGCCACACAAGUGUGCCAUCUGUCAGAAGACAUUCAUCCAGAGUGGCCAGCUCGUCAUUCAUAUGCGCACGCACACCGGAGAAAAGCCCUAUGUCUGCAAGAGCUGCGGCAAGGGAUUCACCUGCUCCAAGCAACUCAAAGUUCACAGUCGAACACACACCGGAGAAAAGCCAUACUCCUGUGAGAUUUGUGGAAAAGCUUUUGGCUACAACCAUGUUCUCAAGCUACAUCAGGUCGCUCACUUUGGAGAAAAAGUCUACAAAUGCACCAUCUGUAAUCAAACGUUCACCUCGAAGAAAACAAUGGAAGGCCACAUCAAGAGUCACUCUGAGCCGGCAGCACCGGCACACUCCACCCGACCUGAGGAGAGGUCUCCUGAUGUCGCCGAGUCAUCGUGUGCCUCAUCAACAAGUGACAAAGAAAACAAAAUGGACACGCCAGAUAGAAUAAGGGUCAAUAUUCCAUCUGCUGACUCUUACUCAAACACCUAUAUCAUUCAAAAUAAUAAUAAUAAUAACAACAACAAUGCAGCCAUAAACAAUAGGAAAGAUGAGAGGAGUGAAGCUGCUCCAUCUGGUUCUGCUGUUCCUCAGCAGCCGCAUCCGAACAUCAAAGAGCUGUGCCAAUACCUGUACCCGCGCUCGAGUGGGUCGCCCACCCAGCAGCAGUCACUGUCCUCAGGACUGAACCCCACCCUGCUGGCGGUGGUGGCCGCAGCCGCCGCCAACGAGGAGAGGGAGGAGCCAGCCAGUCAUCGCGACAUCGUGCUCAUGUCACCGGUGCCCUCCACUUCGCACCCGAUCGAGACAUCGUCGCUGCCGGUCACCGAGCCGCCCGUCUACCUCAACCCCGACCCGAUGGCCAGCAUCCAGCGGCGGCCGGCCUAUCAGUACCAGCUGCAUCCUCUGCCCGAGUGCCUGCAGCAAAGCAGACCUGUGUUCAUCCGCGGCGGGGAUGCGGCCAGUGAUGAUGGCUCAGACCCCCUGUACUCCCCUCCCAGCAGCAACCCGGUCAGUCCUGUGCCGUCAUCCUCGCCCGAACUGGUCGCCAUUCCCGAACUAGACGUCGCCAUUCCCGCAGUUUUGCUGCCCCUCAGAAAGCGCUCCAAGAUGAUCCUCAAGUCAAUGGAGAGCGAGGUGGCUGCUGUCCGGUACAGCUCAGUCAUUCACUAUGCCAAGGCCUCCUAAACAUUGCAACAUGCAACAGGCCUCAGCUCGCUGCAGACUGAUACCAGCUGUGAUACGGUGCGGUGCGGUGCGGUGUGAGUUGUUUCCCACGCUCUUGUGCUGCUGCUUCUCCACUCCACACAUUCAUUACUAAAUAAAACUAUCUCAGGCGGAAUUGUGCAAUAAAAUGUCUCAUCAUAGACAGUAAAUUUGAAUAUUUUUAAACAAUUUUCUGGAACAUUAAUUUCGUUCUUCAAAUAUUAAAAAGUAUAUAAAUUAUCAUUUUUAAUACCAGACAAAUUUCAAUAAAUUAUUCAUAUCCUUUUUGGGAAUAUCUAUUCUAUCAUCGUUAUUUCAUAAAUUGGCUGAAAAAAAUACUGGAGAAGCCUGAAGUGUUGCUUUGUGGCACUCAGGGAAGGCUAAGUCUUACGACCACUGCCAAUCAAUAAUUAUUAGAAACAGCAUUAAUAUUAUUGUACCUAAUAAUCAUCACCUCACUAGUAAUCAUAAUGAAUUCUCAUUAUUGUUCAUCUUGUACUGUGUAAAUGAUUGUAGCUAUUGUAUAUUUUAGCAAUUGAUAGAAUGCACUACCUCAGUACUAUGAAGUACCAUGUUUUUGAUUUUCCAUGCUAUAGUGUGUACUUAGAUUAUAAAAUGAUUGUGUAUCGUAAGAAAAUAAGUAUUUAGAAUUCUGAUCCUAAAAUGUUUUGUAUAUCUUGUAAGUUUAAAUCAAUGAUUAUUUAAUUGCAAUGAAGUACAUGGAGAUAACUUGUUAUUUGUUCGAUUAUCAUAAAAAUUUCCUCCAAUGCAAUAGUGACUGUAUCUGGAUGGAUAUAAAAGCUUUAUUGUAAAUAUAAAACCCAUUAAUAUACCUCACAGGCCAAUUCUUGUUACUGAACUCCAUAUUUAUUGAUUCUAAUUUUAUUUAAUUUAUAAAUACUGAAUUAUUAUUUUUACUGAUUAUUAGAUCAAAUCUAUUUGUUAAUAGAGUAUGUGUGAUCCCAAAACUGAUAUUCCAGAGAUAUUAUCCUUUUUUAAUACUCAUAUUUGUAUUUUGACACUUGAAUAUGAUAUUGAUACCUAUGUGAAUUGGUAAAUGUUUUUGAAAUUGAUCUCACCAAUCAUGAUGAAAUUGCGAAUUGAAUCAUUUUAUUUAUUUGAAUAGCUGGAAACUUGGAUUUUGCUAAAGAUUUCAAGUAAAAAGCGUUGAUUCAUGUAUGGUACAUAAAUUAUGUACAUUUUAGGUUUUUCCCCUUUUGUUUUGUUAUUAAUACGUUUUCAUCUUUGAACGUAUAUCUGAGCUAGCAGUUUAUUUUAUUUAUUUAAAAUUGUGAAAGUCUACCCAAUAUUUUUUUUUUAAAUAUUAAUAACUAUUUUCAAAAAUUGAUAUUAAAAAAUAAUCAUAUCAUACGAAAGUCUUAUUACCCUAUUAAAAAAAUUCAUUUCAACAGCUUGAAAUAAAAGUAAUCACCACUUUAUAUAAAAGUUGCAUGAAAUGCAUACAAUUUUCUUUCUAGAGUAAAAUUAUCUCUUGAUUAUCUCAAUUUCAGUUGAACAUUUUUGUUUUUUUUUCUAGUUGGUUUUUUGUAAAAGAUAUCAAUCAUUAUGAUUUUGUAAGCAUACUAAAUUAUAGGUAGUCAACUUGAUUUCUCCUUAAUUCAAAACAAAUUCUCAUUUGCUGAAUGAUAUAUUUGAAAUGUUCUGACUAUUCAAUCUACUGAUCUUUUUUAUACCUAUCCAACCUCUAAAUAUCAUACAUUGUUCAGUAAAUAAUAUCGUUGAACAAUAUUUAUUGUAAAGAAUCAUUGUACAUCACUUUUCUUCAAAGUAUCUUGCUUUGUACAAAGUUUCCUGUUUUAUGCAAGACUAAAAUAAUCAGAUAACUAUUGUUUCUCUUGAACGAGUAUCAAUGAAAAUAUGAGUUCAUCUAAUGUUUAAGCAUAAUGAGACUGUAAAUUGUUAUUACUAUAUGACUAUUGUAUAUGUAUAGUAAUUUAGAUAUUUGUCCUAUGAUAAGACUUGGAACUGUUGUUUAUAUGAUACAAAAGAACUGAUACCGUGUUAACGGUAUAUUAAUAAAUAUGCUUUCAUAUCAA